AGGAGAACGGACUAAUUUGGGACUUCAGAUGAACGAGGUACGUGCGUAAGGACGCAGUACAGCGUCUCCAUGGCGACGUUCGAACGCGAGCAGCCAAUCAGGACGAAGCCGCUGCCUUCGGCGUAUGUUGUUCUCCAUAGUGACGCCAGACGCCAUCUUAAGUUCCAACGGGGGCCCUGAGAAGGGCUUGUUUUUACCACCCGUAUUCGUACAGGUACCGCCUUCAGUCCCACUGGAUUGGAUAGUGAUGCCGAAUGCUUCUGCUUUUCGAUUGGAUACAAGUCCAGGAAGUUAAAUGUCCAACCAAUGACAGAGCAGGAGGGCGGGAUUUAUCGCAAUACGGUUGGGGACACAAACAUCUUUGAGUUUUUUUUUAACUAGCAACGUAGCUAGUUAGCGGACUGUAGAGAAAAGCACCAGACCGCGAACGGCCGAGCCAUGAGCAGCCAGAGCUCCCGGAACGAGACCACAGCGGCGGUGAACGGACCCGAGCCGAGCUCCAGAGAGCGGAAACACGGCGGCGGCGCGGUGAAGAGGCUGAAAUCCCGCCGGAGCGCCGCGGAGCGACGGCCGGUGACUGAGGACGAGCUGCGGGCUGCAGGCAGAGGCGUCACUCCGGAGGACGCGCUCGCGCUCCGCACCGUCACGCGCGAUUAUCUGUGUAAACCCGAGGACAACAUCUACAACAUCGACUUCACACGCUUUAAGAUCCGAGACCUGGAGACGAGCACCGUGCUGUUUGAGAUCUCCAAACCUCCUCACUGCGAUGCUGAUGAUGAAGAUGAAGAAAACGUCGAUGCGGACACGAGCACCGGCCGAUUCGUUCGAUAUCAGUUCACUCCGGCGUUUCUUAAACUUCGUACGGUCGGAGCCACCGUGGAGUUUACCGUAGGAGAUCGGCCUGUGAAUAAUUUCCGGAUGAUCGAGCGUCAUUAUUUUAAGGAGCGUCUUCUGAAGAACUUUGAUUUCGACUUUGGCUUCUGCAUACCGAACAGCCGCAACACGUGUGAGCACAUCUACGAGUUCCCGCAGCUCCCGGACGAGCUCAUCCGUCAGAUGGUGGAUCACCCGUACGAGACUCGCUCAGACAGCUUCUACUUUGUGGACAACAAACUGAUCAUGCACAACAAAGCAGACUACGCUUACAACGGGGGCCAAUGAUGCUGCUGAGCCAGGACCAGUUUGUCUCUGACGCAGCAGAUUUGCUGAAACACAGAAAACCUCCGUCUCGUCCGCCGGAGCAUCGCAACCUUCUCCAGGAGCUCGCUGAUGAUCAUCACAGACAAUUUAUCACAAUAUCACAGUCGAUGUUUGUUUUUGUGCACGUGGGAUUCGUUUAGGGCUAAAAAUAUGGGACAUUGAUAUUCUGAAGCUGAUUCUGAUUCAUUAUUAAACUCAGUCUCUUGAUUAUUUUAAGCUUUCGAUUAGAACCUGAUGUGAACACGACGCCUCAGGAAUAAAGGGUCAAAGUCUCCUUCUGAGAAACAGAUCGUUACUUAAUUAAACGUCUUUUAAACCUCAUCGUAACGAGUCCUCUGAUCAGAAUACUGAUAGAAUAUUGUGAUGUAUUGUGGACCUGAUGAUCAGAGCCUCUGUAACGUUCCAGUGUCUGAAUGAGAUUAUAUACAGAUUAUUACACAUUCAUAUUUAAUAAUAAGCUCUAAAUACGUUUUUGUCAUAAAUCAGACGAUUUCACACGUACGAGACGUUAAAUCAUAUUUUUCCCGCCGUCGUGUUGAACGUUUUUAAUCCUCUUGUUACUGAGCGAAGCUUUACGGAGCCACUUUAAAGUGUUUUUCACGUUUAUACAGAACUCCGGGGAUGUUUGGUUGCCAUGGCGCCCGGGAGAAGCCGUGUCAUGUUUCGUACAGUAGAAACGCUGGUUAUGUUUGUGUUACUGAUUUCUGUAUGAUGUGUCGAACUGGAAACAUGUUUUAUAUACUUUCUUAUUACACUUAUAUUUUACCUUGUUAAUGAUGAUGAUGAUGAUGAUGAUGAUGAUGAAGCCUGUAUCAGGACUGAACUGAAAACAUCCCAAAACUCUAUAAAAUCCCAGUAAAGAUAACGAACAAAGAGAAAUCUUCGCUCCAGACGUCCUCGUUACAAACCAGAGCUUGUUGUAGACGAACAGCGUGAGAUGUUUUCAGGGUCACGCGGUGACGUGACGUGAGACGACGGACUGUUUGAUGCCUUACAGUAGAUCAGAUCGGGAGCUGGUUGGAGAAAAAAAACACUAAACUUUCUGAAAUUCUGUCCGAUCGAAACAAACCUUUUUGUCUGAUUCUAGUUUUUGACUGAUUGUAUUAUAGACACGACAGGUUUAGCCGUUUGUUUGUCAUCACUUUCCUUCUGUGUGAAUUAAAGCUGUUUGUAAAAUAAAUAAAUAAAAUGUUUCAUUACAAAGUU
Messenger RNA from Tachysurus fulvidraco (yellow catfish), 2406 nucleotides. RefSeq names its product unc-119 homolog 1 (gene unc119b). Gene Ontology annotation, cellular component: cilium. The coding region runs from base 439 to 1161 and encodes 240 amino acids. NCBI's taxonomy places the organism in Eukaryota, Metazoa, Chordata, Actinopteri, Siluriformes, Bagridae. Gene Ontology annotation, biological process: nervous system development; cilium assembly; lipoprotein transport. The record is from RefSeq and is a predicted model, not a curated record. Gene Ontology annotation, molecular function: lipid binding. The transcript has 6 exons.